Messenger RNA from Paramuricea clavata, 5095 nucleotides. The record is from the annotation of a GenBank genome assembly. Lineage: Eukaryota; Metazoa; Cnidaria; Anthozoa; Malacalcyonacea; Plexauridae.
AUGGCUGGUGGUACUAACAAUGGCGUGCAGUAUCUGGGGUCUGUUCCCGGCGUUUUGAAAAUUCUGGAAAUUGUAAGCACUGUCUAAUGUUUAAUAUAGCCUAAUUAUUGCGCAAAUCACUGUGACAGGAGAAAAUCGUCCUUGCAUCAACACCCAACCUGCGAACGGGCAUAGAUAGGAGAUUGAGCUGAAUGCUGAAUUUUAGGCGCCUUUGGCUGCCAUUAAGGUGAAAGGGUUAUUUUUGAGUGAGAAAGAAAAGCCGUUAAACUCUUCAGGGGUGACCCCCCCCCCCUCCUCAAAAAUUCCAUGUAAAUUCAAUAAAUCAAAAGCAUGUUUUAUGUUCAAUUCUUCCGUCUAGAUACUUCAAAUAGUCUGCGUUGGCUUCGUGGGAUAUUUCUGGGACAACUGGGUUUGGAAAGACUAUGAUGAUGUUCCCAAAAACGACUACAUCAAAAUCUUCCUUUGGUCAACAGCAGCAUCUGGAAUAAUAACACUGCUGUUCUUUCUCAUAUUUCUCAUUGGUUCACUUAUGAAAAAGAUAGUAUGUUCAUAGUUAUUAUUCUCUCGAUAACAUUUCAUAUACGGUGUAUAUAUCGCGCUUAUUUAGCCGCCAGUUUAUAUAUUCAAAAUUGUUAUUGCAUCUUAGGCUGCUGCUAUUUUUAUUCUUUUGGCUAUCUUACUGUUUGCUGUCUCAGGACUGUUGGUUGACACUCUAGUGUAUUACAAAGACAAGGACGUUUGCAAAGCAUUGGAAUUUUUCGAUGCAGACAGUCAGUGUAAACAGCUGACAGCAGGAAUUGUAAGUUUCCUUCUUAAUUUUUUUUAUAUUUCUCUACUGAAUUCUCUUGUUCUUGUUGUGCCAACAUUUGCAUGUUUAAAGUGCAGUCUAUAUCGUCAUUGACAUACAGUAGUUAAUAGAAUAGAUGGUUUGGAAAUUCACUAGAAUAACAAUAUAACUCAUUAUCUAUGUUAGUCAACGUUUAUUCAUAAAUCUGGUCCUUCACAGUCACGUGCGUAUUGCAUUUUUGCCCAACUAACCAACAGCAAUGUUUUAGGAAAGUCACCUAUCCGUGACUCGAACAAUAGGGAAAUUGGAAAUUGCUAUUGGUGGAUUUGGCAAAAAUACAAUACACACGUGACGGUGAACGACCAUAUUUAUGAAUAAACGUUGACUAACAUAGGCAAUGAGUUAUAUUGUUAUUCUGAUGAGUUUCCAAACCAUCUAUUCUAUUAAAGGUGAUCUACAGUCCGAUCUGCGCAUGUGCACAAAUGAGCCCACUUUUUAUGAUGCAAACAGUUUAACUAUGUUUUGAGUUCUUGAAAAGCCUCAUUGUUGUUUCUUGAUCAUUUAUUAUACUCCAGAAGCUUGAAAAUAUAAAUAGUUGUCGAAUAAAGCUCAAUAUUUUGGACACAAAAAAUGUAAACAAAGGCUUUGUUUACAUACGGACUGUAGAUCACCUUUAAAGGGCAUAUGACCCGAAAAUUGACGGUGUUAUUUUUUAGUCUAAUUUGAAAGAUCAUUGAAAACUGUAGAGUAACUUGUUUGAAAGAUUUUUGUUUUCUUGGUUCGUUUUGGAGAUAUUUCAUUUUGUAUGAUAUCGUGCGCUUUACAAAGAUUUUUAAUUUCUUAAUAAGUCAAUAUUUAAUAUAUGCAUCUUGUCAAUAUUUUACGCAUCUUUGCGUUAAGCUUAGUGUUAGGGCAUUCAAAUUCUAACAAUAAAACGUUAUUUCAAUGGUUUUUCGGGGUUUUUGGGACACCCUGUAGAAUAUUUAUCUAGGCAUGCGGGUGAUCUAAAGUUGUCAAUUGGGCAUAAACAAACUUUAGCCAAAUUUGUCUGUUUAUAAAUUACCAUGAAUUCUAUUUCAAAAUGCAUGCCAUUAUUGUUCUCUAAAUAUCUUUUUCAAAUAGGUGUGUGGCUUCUUCGCGGGAGUAAUUCUUCUUGUGGAUGGCAUUGUUCAUUGCAAAUUGUGAUAGUAUCGUAUAUAUUAAAAUAUAAACCUAUGGCUAUGUCUAUAUUAUGUGUAAUAAUCACUGAUAGAAAUAAUAAACAAAUUGUAGUCCUUUUCACCCUUUGAAGUCUGCUGUUGUUUGGCUGUUUAAAAUAUAUUAUAGCCUGCAUGGUCAACCCAAUGGAAUCCAUUGAAAUCAUGCACUGUAAUGCACAAUGUGUAUAGAGAUCAACGAUCAUCGGAGAAUGGUAGCCAGUGGCGCCUCUGGGAUUUUUUUGGAGGGGGGACGUAAUAAUUUGUGAAGGCACAAUUCGUGGGGGGGGGGGGGUCGUGGAUUUUGUCAUGUGGGGGUUUUGUCAUGGAUUCCACCCUACCCACCCACGCGGUCCUUUCAAGGCUUUAAAAAAACAACAGUAGGUAAAGCAGCAACAGGUAACUGCAUCAAAAACGAGACGAAUUAAGCGGUAAAGACAGCAAAAUCAAACGAUUACUGUAAGGUAAGUUUCUAGCUUAAUAAAACGUCUUCCACAGAGCCAUUCAGUAAUUGCCAGUCUGUAUAGCUUGCGUAUAUACAGAUAUAUUAAAAUCGAUAUGCCGACUAAGGUUUAAAAAGAGUAUAAAUCCAGUCACAAACACAAAUAACGCUUGUUCAUUAAAUUAACAUCAUUUUGCUCUUUAUUUCAUUAGCCAUGAUUUUCAAGCUAAUACUUUAAGUUUUUGUAGCUACGUGCAUGCAAUACUAACAAUAAUUUAUAGCUAAACAACUCUAUCGAUCGAAUGGAAUGUUUGUAACACUUAAUUUGUUAUUAUUUUAAACUGCGGUCAUGAUGGUGAUUAUGAACGAACUGAUUAGCAUAAAAUCCGGCAAAUGAAGGCGAAACUUUUUUAAACUUUGUAUUGCAAAAUAGAACGAUAUAGGGAGAAUUGCUCGGAAAUAUUAAGCCAAUAUUUGCUUUAAGUAGACCGCAGACAACAGAUGGUGUAAAUAUCUUAAAUUCUUAAGUUAAACUGCAAAAUUCACCAUUCUUAUUUUCAAUUAAUAUUGUCAAGUUUGAAGUCUAGUUUAAUCUUUGAAUAAUUCUAUAGUUGAGAAUAGUGCAAAUCUAGCGAUACACUAAUGCGCAUAUCAAACGUAUUACAAAACUAUGUUUAAAAUUUCGAAAGGUAUUUCCGGCUCAAGACAGUCACAUGUUCCAAAGAUCAAAAAUUCUUUAUGUGUCGGAAGACUGCAGCCACCCCUGACAGGAGUGCUCGCCAUUGCGGUUGACGUCAAAGUUGCCUCAUACAUGACGUCUAGUGGACAGCUAGUCUGUGUAGCAGGCUUUAUAGUGGACAGCUUGAAACAGCUACUCGGAAGAAAGAAUAAUCUCCAGUUAAAUUCCGGCAUUAUCAACAAAUCUUUGCUAUGCCUAUGGGUAAAAAUGCGCACAAAUCACCCUGUCGAACACAAUAUGCGAUUAAUUGUAAAACCAGCAAUAUAUUAGGCUUUACUGAUUACUGUAAUUUUGAAUCAAAAUGGUAGUCCGCUUGUUUUGUCGACGAUUUUAUCAUUCUGACGGAUGUGAAUGAGCGAACUCCCACAGUAAAGUACACAAUUAUUUUCCGGAAGUAUACAUUUCUAAAUCUUUUGCAUGUCAUUCGUUAAAUCCCAUCCCCCAGGAGGAGAAUAACCGCCGACGGAAUUGCUAGUGUGAACCUAGCCUGCAUGGCAGGCGGUCCCUAAAAUUGGGCAAGCCUGGGAAAGACCUGCCAUGCAGGCUAGUGUGAACCAGGUGCCUUUCAUACAACGUCCCCGGGAUUAGGUUACAAAAAGAGCUAGGAUUAGAGGAAGGGAUUGGAUUGCGAAUCGAGGUUGUUUCGUAUGAUUAUGUUUUUACGCCAUAUCGUUGCAGGUUCAAAAUCAUGGCUGGUAUUAAUGAAGGCGUGCAGUAUCUAAAGUCUGUUCCCAGCGUUUUGAAAAUUCUGGAAAUUGUAUGUAUUCAGCGCUUGUGACGUCACAACAUUUCAUUUGGCGCAAUCAAACUGACGUACUUUCCGCUUCAUUUAACUGGCUUAAUUAACAUGACUAAUUCAGAAAGGUCAUUCUCUAGCGAAUUGAGACUUGGUUUCAUACCAAUAAUUAUUGUAAUAUAUACAUAAACAUAAUUAUUGUUCAAAUAUUUCACGUCUAGAUACUUCUUCUAAUCUGUGUUGGUUCCGUUGGAUAUUUCUGGGACAACUGUCCUUGGAAAGAUUUGGAUGAUUAUCCUAAAAAUGACUACAUUAAGUUCUUCCUUGCGGCUACAGUAGUAGCAUGGAUAAUAGCACUGUUGUUCUUUCUUAUAUUUGUGGCUGGUGUACACAAGAAAAUCGAUGUUUUUAACUGGGCAAUGACGGUAAGUUCUCUGUCACCAUACACUAGCCUGCCAAGCCUGCCUUGCGCUCGUUGUGUGGGCCAAGCACAAUAAACACUAUGCUAUAUUUGUAUUACCGUAAAAUUUGUUUUUGCCUGCCAUUUCUAAAAUAUGGCCUGCUUUUGGUCAUUGGCAGCCCGCUAUUUCGAGCCCUGCUUUUGGAUCGUCUUAUGGCCCCCCACCUUCGGAGGGCACCUACUUUUAGGAUUCUAGGUCAAGUAUACCAUUGCUGCAUUUCACACAUUGCAGCCCUCUCCCAUUUUUGCCCGGAUUUUUGGAGAUAAUUGUGGGACUGCUCGCAGUCUAUAGAUAUGGGUCCAUGAAUUAAUAUUUUCAUAAUAUAAAUAAUUUAUUAAACGGUUUCUUGUACCUUAGGCUGCAUUAAUUUUCAUUCUAUUGGCCAUCUUGGUAAUAGUGGCCUCAGGAUUGUUAGCAGAUACUGUCAAGUACUACAAAGACAACGGAGUUUGCAAAGCACUGGAAUUUUUUGAGAAAGACAGUCGGUGUAAACAGCUAACAGCAGGAACUGUAAGUUUCUUUCUUAAAUAUUUUAUAUUUCUCUUGUUCUUGUUGCUCUCACAUUUCGCAUGUUAAAAAUACAGUCUAUAUAGAGUAGUUGCCUACAAAUAUUACCAUGGAUUCUAUUUCAAUAUGCAAUUAUUGUUCUCUAACUUUUCUUUUUCAAAUAGGUGUGUGGUUUCUUUGCCGGAGUGAUUCUUCUUGUGGAUGGAAUUGUUCAUUUCAAAUUGUGA